Fusarium proliferatum ET1 is the source of this 1356-nucleotide messenger RNA. RefSeq lists its product as uncharacterized. The transcript has 4 exons. NCBI's taxonomy places the organism in Eukaryota, Fungi, Ascomycota, Sordariomycetes, Hypocreales, Nectriaceae. Bases 1 to 1356 code for a protein of 451 amino acids. The record is from RefSeq and is a predicted model, not a curated record.
AUGGCAGAUUGUCUCGGCAUCACAUCCAGCAUCGUCUCACUGGUAGGUUUUGCUCUUAAAUCUUGCAACGCCCUCUACACGACCAUCCGCGACUUCCAGAGCCAGGACAAGAAUGCUCGUGCGCUGAAAAACGAGCUAGCCGACCUCCGAGGGGUUUUGCAGUCGCUCGCUGAAACGGUUCAUAACAAUAACGAUAUCAACUUUAACGCCUUAAAACUUCCUUUACUUCGUUGCGGAAAGACCUGUGAGGAGUAUGGCGAUCUCAUAGCUCGGUGUACAAAGUAUUCUAGCUUAUCGCGACCAAGUUUGCGGGAUUGGGUUAACCAGCAGUACCUCAAAGGCGACAUAACUGACAUCCGGGAGAUGCUUGCUGGAUAUAAAUUCACUAUCAGUGUAGCAUUAGCCACCGCGAAUAUACGCGCAACAGCAUCGAUACCACCUAACGUUCUCGAGGAAUACAAAGACUUGAUACGCGAUACGACGAACGAUCUACAAGAGCAUAUACAUCAGUUGGAAGAAAGGGUACAUGGCAAACCACCUGCUGUAGAGGAUCAUGUGUGGCUAGCUAUACUGGAAGAAAAGCAGAGCACCCAGGAGGGCCUGAAGAUUUGUUCACAGCUUUCUGCCCAGAUCGAAAAGCUCGAAUCCGCCUCGAGAGAGAAUCCCCAGUGCUUGUCAGACUUUGCGGGGCUGACGAUGUUCUCGCCUGAGACGGCGCAACGAGCCCUUCUUGAUCAAGGGUUUGUCGAUUUGGAGGAUGCGACUGUAGGUGAUGUAGUUUUGGAGAUGGAGAGGAGGGACUUUCCAUACCUGACACCAUUUGGCCUAAAAUAUUGCAAACAACACAUCCUCGAUGACGAGCGUAUUCGGAUUGUUAUCGAAUCCACUCUCGGAGAUUGCAGUCUCGGACACUGGCUGCGAUAUGGUGCUAAGCCUGGCCAUAUUGAGUGCUUUAGGAGAGGUGGCAAACAGGCUGGUCUACGUGUUCUUGUCGUCCAACAAUUUUGUAAAGACUCCGAGGUUGAGAUCUGGCAAGGCUCACAUUUGCAUGACCUACCUACGACGGAUGGCAUCCGGUCCUUGCAUGAGACCACUCGGUCUGAGCUUGAAAAGGCGGGCUGCAUUGCCAAACUGAAGCAGUUCCAAUCGGGAGGCUUGGUCAUUCGAGAUGCUCGAACAUACGCUGAAACACUAAAGGGAUAUGCAAUAACAUUCCUUUUUGCGGUAGCGGAUUCCCUCUCCGGCUGGCCGAAGAUCCUUCUCGCGAAUUCUCCCAAGCUUAUCCGUAUGGCAGUCGAGAUGGAAACCUCGAAGAUCAGCUUAAACUUUGCCAUCAAAGAUACAACAAACACGUGA